UAUGAUUAAUGUGGAAAAUUCUGUGAUGAACAUGAAAAAGCUAAAUUACAUGGAUACUAUACUGCUAAAAACUAAUGGAUAAAGAUAUGAUAUAGAUAGCAUUAAAUCAGAUAUUAAUGAUUUAUUGACUUUAAAAAAUAAAAAAAUUGAUGACAUACCUUCACCUACUCAUGGAGCCGAUAUUGAACCAAAAAUGCAUAAAUAUUAAAAUUUCAAAUUUAUAAUAAAUUUUUUAUAUGAAAUUGAUAAAGUCAUUACUUUAAGGUAAGCAAAGGCCUUUUAUUAUUUAUAUUCGAUUGAAGAUAUGUCUGUUAUGAUUCAUCCUCUUCUAGAUUUGAUUUUAAUGAAAUUGAGUAAUUCGAUAGUUUAAUAGAAUAAUAAUUGACAAUUCUGUUUGCUUGCAGAAGAUGCUUGAAUUAGGAAUAAAGAUUGGCAUUGGAAUAAGUAAGAUAUCAAAAAUAAUUGUUAGAACAUGAUAUCCUGUGAUAAUAUCCUUUUAAAAUUGUUUAGGGAUUUCCUUAGAUACAGAGAUCAAAGGAUAUUCAUUUAGAAGUUGUCAGAUUUUGCAAAUAGUCAAAUUAAAAAGCCAAAAGAUAAUUAAUCAAUGGAUCUUUAUAUGAAAAAAAUCGAUUAAAAUAAUCAUCAUGAGGAUUUGAUAAAAGAUAUAUGCGCAAAAUUCUUAAAAUCUAAAGUCAAAUAAAUAGAUUUAUUGAUGGAUGCUAUUGAUAAGGAUAACAUUAUGUUGAAGUCUUCAUUAGAAGUCUAUGAUUAUAAUUUAGAUAAGUAGGAUUUAGUAGAGAAUAUUUAGCUAAUAUAUAAUUACAUUUUGAAAUUAAAUGUAAAAAGCAUUUUGAAAGCAAAUUUAAUUUAAUUGGGAAGAUCAAAAACUGAUGUAAAUAUAUAUAUUAAUCAAUAAUAGUUAACCUACUUAUUAAAAAAUAUUAAUCAAGAUAAACCCAUCCUUAAAGGGGCUUUUGAAUUGUAUUUCUAAACAAAGGAUGAAGCAGAACUAAAGGAUACUAUUAGUCGAAUACUCAAAUUUAGCAAUAUUUGA
Paramecium pentaurelia is the source of this 1054-nucleotide messenger RNA. Lineage: Eukaryota; Ciliophora; Oligohymenophorea; Peniculida; Parameciidae. The record is from the annotation of a GenBank genome assembly.